Molecule: messenger RNA, 1089 nt
Organism: Agrilus planipennis (emerald ash borer)
Lineage: Eukaryota; Metazoa; Arthropoda; Insecta; Coleoptera; Buprestidae
Product: Bardet-Biedl syndrome 2 protein-like
Exons: 3
Coding region: 421-942 (173 amino acids)
Biological process (GO): non-motile cilium assembly
Cellular component (GO): membrane; ciliary basal body; motile cilium
Source: RefSeq, a predicted model, not a curated record
AUAUAUUUAACAUCUUGUCCCACUUAACAUUGUCAAAAUUUUUUUCUAAAUCUAUAAUUCCUAUUUACGCACUAUUACAACUCGUAAAGCUACAAUGCCCUCCCGUGUUCCUCCAUCUGUUUUAAACCCAAAUUGAUCUUCCACUAAUAGUUCUUCCAUCCUGUACAAUACUGUAGGUUAGUUUUAAUUACCCGUAAAACCUGCAAACAAUAUACAAAAUAGGGUAGUAACCUAAUCUAACUUAACCUAUAAGGUAUAAGGGCGGGAAAAGUUCAAAAACCGCAACCUAAUGGAACCUAACUGUUUAAGUUUCAACUCUUCAUAAAUUUUUUCCGAAAGAUGACCAAUGGCUAAUUCCAAAGGAAUUGUGUUCGGAAGACACCUCGUCAACAUCCCUCGCAACCCCCACCCUCUGGGACAAUGGGGUCAUCAAGUACAACAUUUCUCUAUAAAAAUAGAUCCUUCAUAUUAAUCAAAACAGGCGAAAUUCUAUUUAAAGACGUGCUAGAACAUGGUAUUGCAGGAAUUAUUGAGGCAGACUAUAGAUCAAAUGGAAAAUCCGAUUUAAUCGUUGCUACCAUCAAUGGAACGAUUAAGGGAUUCAGUACAACAAAACCUGCAGCAAUUAUGUAUACGGUUGAACAACAAGAAGAAGCAAUAAAAGAAUUGUUGGCUGAAAAGCAGAAACUUUUAGAUGAAAUGAAAACUAACGAAAAGUUGAAAAUUAAAAAUGGUGACCGAGUUUAUUUAGAAGAUGACUUAAUUUCUUCUGGUAUAAUACCAGCGAACACAAAACUUAGUGUAAUAAUUUCAAAUGAAGAUCCCAACAAGGUAUUAAGGAAGGUAUUAAGCUGUGCCAAAAAACAAAAAAGACAAGAAUGUCCAGAAGUCGGCAAUAUCCUGAAAUACUUUUUUCUCAUUUCUUACAAACUAGCUAAUUAAAUACUGAAACUAUAGUUAGCUAUGUUAUGAAAAUCGAAAAAUUCAGAUCACUAUCUCUUAUCAUUAAUAUUAAAAUCAUACUUUUAAGAUACUCGCUAUUUGUAGCAUCUUUUUGUGUUUUGAAUACAAAAUAAAUUGCAUUUGGCA